Messenger RNA from Gymnodraco acuticeps, 1158 nucleotides. It is a transcript of the gene oscp1a, whose product is annotated as organic solute carrier partner 1a. The coding region runs from base 1 to 1158 and encodes 385 amino acids. The transcript is spliced from 11 exons. The record is from RefSeq and is a predicted model, not a curated record. Gene Ontology annotation, cellular component: plasma membrane; cytoplasm. Lineage: Eukaryota; Metazoa; Chordata; Actinopteri; Perciformes; Bathydraconidae. Gene Ontology annotation, biological process: transport.
AUGUCUAUGAGAACUCUCCCCCUGGUUUUCAUUAAUCUUGGUGGGGAAAUGCUUUACAUACUGGACCAACGCCUACAAGCUCUCAACACGUCCGAGGACAAUUCAGAGAAAGGAGUGUGGUCAGAAAAUGACAGAAAAAGAGUUAUGAAUGGCAUUGUGGGGGCCAUGUUUAGUAAAGACUUUAUGGAUGAACUUCUCAAACCUCAGCAGCUGUAUUCUCACCGAACCCUGAAAACAGUGCUAACUCGGAUAGCACACGCCUCCAUCAUGAGGCUGAACCCGGCCAGCAUGGACAGGCUUUACGAGCUGAUGGUCAUGGCAUUCAAAUAUCAAAUCUUCCUUUGUCCAAGGCCUAAAGACCUGCUGCUCAUCACUUACAAUCACAUAGAUACCAUCAGGGAACUUGUAAAAGACACUCCUGUGGUUGUGAACCAAGUGGACGAGACACACAGGAAGAUCAUCGAGGUAUACUCAUCUUUACCCGAAGGUGAAUUCCAGCUUCUCAGACAAACGCUGCUCAUAUUUUUUCAGGACAUGCAUGUUCGAGUGUCACUUUUCCUCAAAAUUCAAGUCCAAAAUCCCAACGGACGUUUUGCCCUGUCAACAUCAGGCCCAGUGCCUCAUGGGAUAGAUGUCCCAGGGCUCAUUAGGACAUUUGACGGAAAGGGCAGAGAAGUGAGACGGACUGAGUUCCCCUCAGGAGGAAGUUACAGCAGCUCUGUGAGAGAGGGGUGCUUUGAACUGCACGGAGACAGAGUCAUCAGACUGGGCAUGGACAUGUACACUGUGAACCAUCCAGAGGAGACACACACAUCGAAGGAUACCUUUGUCAAGACGGACAACACUAACCUGCUGGCCAAAGAGGAGUUGAACCUGCUGGCUCGCCUGAUGGGCAGCAUGAAGGCCGAGAAAGAGCCCAAAGCUGAAACUGGCUUUUGGAUAAACCUGUUCACCACGGACCAAGAGGAGGAGGAGGCGGGAGCUUCAGGCCUAGCGGAGGAGCCCUUGUUUGAAGUGAUAAAUAUUCAAGCGAUGCAGGAUGAACAGGUAACGACUGAGCUUGCUAGAAUCGCCGGACAGUUUGCAGAAGAAGAGCCGCCUGGAAAUCUGACCAGCAGCAAAGGAGACGACCUGCUGGCCAUGAUGGACGACCUCUGA